CAGCAAAGGAGAGAGAAGGAGCUAAGAAAACAACAAGAGAGAGAGCAACGGCGGCAUUAUGAAGAACAAUUGCGGCGAGAAGAAGAAAGGAGACGGGCUGAACACGAGCAGGAAUACAAGCGCAAGCAGUUGGAGGAACAACGGCAAGCCGAGAGGCUACAGCGACAGCUGCAACAAGAACGGGACUAUCUAGUUUCUUUACAGCAGCAACAAAGACAAGAACAGAGACCAACCGAGAAGAAGCCUCUCUAUCAUUACAAGGAAGGGAUGAACGCCACUGAGAAGCCAGCUUGGGCAAAGGAG
Molecule: messenger RNA, 303 nt
Organism: Notechis scutatus (mainland tiger snake)
Lineage: Eukaryota; Metazoa; Chordata; Lepidosauria; Squamata; Elapidae
Source: RefSeq, a predicted model, not a curated record